This is a messenger RNA of Caenorhabditis auriculariae, 1099 nucleotides long. The record is from the annotation of a GenBank genome assembly. NCBI's taxonomy places the organism in Eukaryota, Metazoa, Nematoda, Chromadorea, Rhabditida, Rhabditidae.
AUGUGGUUCCUUCUCAGUCUUCUUUUUGUGCCCCACUCCGAAGCCGUUAUUGUUGCCGAUCUUAACUGCACGACGUACAAUGGAACUGCUGUACGUUGAGCCAGAAGACGUCGAAUCUAGAAACUAUUUUCUUCAGUUCGUCUACUCCACAUCGGCGACGAACUGCGUCAAUGUCUACUCGGACGCCGCCUGCAACGCCUUGUAUCCGACGACUCCAGCCGGCGGAGACCUGCCAGCUUCUGGGACCAACAUCGCUCGACCAAUAAACUGCUACACGACCACAAAAACCACUCCAGCUCCCUUCAAUGAGGAGCUCAAAACUGCCGCCAUCGCCAGUUGCCCGAAGACGUGCGGAUACUGCUGCCAGACGAGCGCCUACUCGUGUGCAAACGCUCAAUGUGAGAAUGUUUGCAACGCGUUUAAAUGAUAAACUCCCAGAUCCGAGCAUGAACUGCGCCUCCAUCACAAACUCUCAAUGCCUGGAUCCCAACUGGAGGAGCAUCAUCGCCGCCAACUGCCCAGCUGCUUGCGGACUCUGCGGAACUGGUAUAACCACUUUUUUUUACUUCGGAAAAGUACCGAAAUUCUCAGGAGGAUGCGUCGACGCCGUUACCAACUGCGCCAACGACGUCACCAUCUGCAACUCCGUUGGAAUGCAAGACUUUGUCAACGUCCGCUACUUUCUCCAAACCUCUCUCAAAUUGUCAUCUUCAGAAGUACUGUCAACGCACUUGCGGACGCUGCCCUUCCACCACAGCCGCCUAUGGUUCCUACACAAAUCCUGGCUUUGGAACUUGUACUUCAUACCAGCCGGACGCAUCCCGCAGGUAGCCACGAAUUUCUCUAUUCUAAAAAAGUGGCUUUCAGCUGCGCUUCCUGGAGCAAGAACGGCUUCUGCACCAACAACUUCUACUCUCUGGCUCAGCGAAAGGCCUCGUGCGCCACCACCUGCAGAAUUUGCUAAAUUCUCUUUCUGAUCAAAUUUCCGACAUUUCAACUAAUCUCAACUACGAGGCUUGGCUUGUGUUUCUUUCGAUGGCGGGUACUGCACCUCUCUUUCUUGGCGUCAAGAUAUUAUUCAGAUAGUCUGACCAACUAA